CUGACCGCGGUGUCACUCUUGUGUACUGUGGCGCAGCUACAGGACAUUGUUUGCUCGUAUAGAUUUUUCCCGGUUUCUUGAAAAAUAGCUUUAGAUUUUAAAAAUUUGUAGCAUUCUUUCUCUUCUAGUUUGUUUUUGGAUCUAUUUCGAUUGAAAUUACAUACGCAGACCCUAAAGGCAUCAGUGAGACAGCUCCAUAUCUUGUUAGAUGUUUCUUCCUGUCUCAUUCCACACCUGUGCAUGGCUCUAAAGCGAGGAUGCGCUGCCUGGUGGCAAGAGUCAACCACAAAACGCUGAUAGUUCUCUGUGCAGUGUUUACUCUCGUUACAAUUGUGUUAUGGAGCAAGUGCUCCAGAGAUGUGGCUGUGCAUCCACCAACCAGGCCCCAACCUGAGCCUGCACCCACUACAGAGCAAGAAGAGGACCACGGACAGCUCCCUGAAGUGCCCCAGGUUGCCAUAGAGGUGCAGUAUGAGCAGAUUGACUGCCUCAUUAACGAGGACGUGACGAUCAAAGGGCGACGAGAGGGAAAUGAGGUGUACCUUCCCUUUAGCUGGGUGGAGAAAUACUUUAAUGUGUAUGGACGCCUGGUACAGUAUGAUGGUACAGAGCGCUUUGAGUUCUCGCACAGCUAUUCACGUGUGUAUGCCCAGAGAGAACCCUAUCAUCCUGAUGGAGUCUUUAUGUCAUUUGAAGUCUACAAUGUGGAGGUGAGAGACCGUGUGAAGUGCAUCAGUGGAGUGGAAGGUGUGCCCAUUUCCACACAGUGGGGUUCCCAGGGCUACUUUUACCCAAUCCAGAUAGCUCAGUAUGCACUAAGUCACUACAGUAAGAAUCUUACAGAAAAGCCACCUAGCAUAAAGACAUAUGGGUUCAUGGAUGAGAGAGAAGGGAGUCCCAAUCCCUGGACAGUUACUAAAGGUUGCUCAUUUGCCAAGGUCCAUGACCCAGGUCACACAGCUGCCAUUUACCAGUUCACCACAGCAGAUAAUUCAGAGGGUAUAUCUCUGCUUCUGGAUAACUCAAAGGAUUUUGUCUUGUCCGCUGAUGUGAAGUUCACUUCAAAUGGUAGUGUGUCAGUAGUGUUGGAGACAACAGAAAAGGGACCUCCAUAUAUCAUUCACUACAUCACCAGUUCCCUUCUCAUAUCCUUCAAGGAUAGGGAGGUCAUCUAUGGCAUUGGUCCACAGGCAGCCUGGGGUACCCUGACCCGGGACAUGGUGACUGAUCUUCGUAAGGGAGUGGGUUUGUCUAACACCAAAAUGGUGAAGGCAACUCGGAUAGUACCAAGACGCAUAGUCCAGAUGGUACUGCGUGGCUCAGGUUUCAUCAGCAACAUCACCAUCUCCUCCACAGCUCACAUGUCUGCCUUCUUUGCUGCUAGUGAUUGGCUCCUACGCACCCAGGAUGAACGUGGUGGUUGGCCCAUCAGAGUGGCCCAUAAGUUAGGGGAAGGAUUUAGGACACUGGAGUCUGGCUGGUACUCUGCCAUGGCCCAGGGACAGGCCAUGUCCACGCUUGUGAGGGCAUACCUCGUCACACAUGACCUUGUAUACCUCAGUGCUGCAGUGCGUGCCACUGCACCUUUCAAGCGCAUGUCAGAGCAGCACGGCGUGAAAGCUUUGUUCAUGAACAAGUACGACUGGUAUGAAGAGUAUCCCACAACACCCAGCUCCUUCGUUCUUAACGGCUUCAUAUACUCGCUGAUCGGACUGUACGAUGUGGCCGAAAUAGCAGGGGACAAACUGGGCCGAGAGGCAGGUGUACUGUUUAGCCGAGGAUUAGAGUCCCUGAAAGCCAUGCUACCACUGUUUGAUACAGGUUCUGGAACUGUCUAUGACCUGAGGCAUUUCACGUUGGGUGUGGCACCAAAUCUGGCACGUUGGGACUACCACACCACUCACAUAAACCAGCUGCAGCUGCUGUCCUCUAUAGACAGUAGUCCCAUUUUCAGAGAGUACGCAAAACGCUGGAAAAGCUACCUGAAAGGGGGUCGGGCCAAGCACAACUAGAAAUUGCUUAUAAGACUGAAUCAUUAAAGCAGUGUAUACUGAUGAAAAUGAAGGAUUUACACAUUUUCACUGAGGACAGUUAUCUAGUAGUUAAGCUAUGUUCCUCUCAAACAUACAUUCACACAUUGUGAAGUUAGAAAACACCAUUUUAGCAGCAAUUUUCUUUCAUACUGUACUUCCAAUACAGUGGUAACAAUGCAGAUAUUUACAUGCACUUUAACACAAGCAAAUUCAACAUUGCCUAUUGUGAUUUAUUCAAAUAUUGUUUGUUAUUGUCAGAAGCAAAUAUUAUAAUUGGUGAUGUACAAUACUAGGAAAUGUACUAGAGAAAAACUAAGAAAUGAUGAACAGUACAUUGGAUCGCUUCAUGAAGACAAAGCUUUUUAAAUUGUGCAAUAAUUUCAAACUGUGUAACCUAUAUGUUUUAUUUAUAGUUUAAAAAGUCAGUUCUGAAACUUACAAUAAUUUAUUUCUUUUAGGUGUAAAAAUGGCAGUGAAGGUGAGCUUUCUUCGUUUGUAUAAACAUAUACGGUAUAUUGAAGUUUGAAUAUUGUUCUGCAGCUUGUGUAACAGACCUUUCUGAGUACAUAUGUACUAGGUUUUUUAAUACAAGCAGUUUUAAAGUUAAAAUAAAUGUAUUUAGACAUAAAUGUACAUUUUUGUCAGUCAUCUUACAACUAUUUUAAUCCUUCUGACACAUAAAUACUAAUACGUUGAUAGAAGGGUAUCCCAUACAGUGUGUACUCUUGGCUUGAGACAAAUGUUGAGACGGAUGUACCGUGAGCCUGCCCAGGUAAAGAAGUUACUGAAGAUGGAUGGAUGGUUGAAUGAAUAAAUGAAUGCUGGUGAAACUAUA
This is a messenger RNA of Tachysurus vachellii, 2868 nucleotides long. It is a transcript of the gene glcea, whose product is annotated as glucuronic acid epimerase a. Lineage: Eukaryota; Metazoa; Chordata; Actinopteri; Siluriformes; Bagridae. Gene Ontology annotation, molecular function: heparosan-N-sulfate-glucuronate 5-epimerase activity. Gene Ontology annotation, cellular component: Golgi apparatus. Bases 258 to 2012 code for a protein of 584 amino acids. The transcript is spliced from 4 exons. The record is from RefSeq and is a predicted model, not a curated record. Gene Ontology annotation, biological process: heparan sulfate proteoglycan biosynthetic process.